This is a messenger RNA of Pyrus x bretschneideri (Chinese white pear), 1002 nucleotides long. RefSeq names its product protein RER1A. Bases 107 to 748 code for a protein of 213 amino acids. The record is from RefSeq and is a predicted model, not a curated record. The transcript has 4 exons. Lineage: Eukaryota; Viridiplantae; Streptophyta; Magnoliopsida; Rosales; Rosaceae. Gene Ontology annotation, cellular component: Golgi membrane. Gene Ontology annotation, biological process: retrograde vesicle-mediated transport, Golgi to endoplasmic reticulum; protein retention in ER lumen.
GCCCCAAAUAUAAAACUCUGAACCAUUAAUUCCAAAGACAAUCGCCCAGAGACAGAUUCAGAGAGGGAGAGAGAGAAGACCACCACCCAAUAAACAAGCUCGGGAAAUGGACACUGGAGCGGCGGGAGUGGGUCUCGCCGCAGCAGCCGCCGACGAUCCGUUCAAGGGAUCGCCGUUCGCCGCCGUUUCGGAUUGGAGUUACGGCGUUUCGCGGCGCUACCAGCACUUGCUCGACCGCACGACGCCGCACGUGCUGUACCGGUGGCUGGCGUGCCUGGCGGUGGCCUUAAUCUACGUCUUACGCGUGUACCUGGUCCAAGGCUUCUACGUGGUGUCGUAUGGCUUGGGGAUCUACGUUCUCAACCUCCUCAUCGGGUUUCUCUCUCCUCAGGUCGACCCGGAGAUCCACGACCUCUCCUCCUCCGACGGCCCCUCCCUCCCAACCCGCGGAUCCGAUGAGUUCCGCCCCUUCGUCCGCCGCCUCCCCGAGUUCAAGUUCUGGUACUCAAUCACCAAGGCAUUUUGCAUCGCUUUUGCGAUGACAUUCUUCAGUGCGUUUGAUGUACCUGUGUUCUGGCCAAUACUUCUCUUCUACUGGGUGGUGCUCUUCGUUCUCACCAUGAGGAGACAGAUUGUACACAUGAUCAAAUACAAAUACGUCCCCUUCUCUUUUGGGAAACAGCGGUACGAUGGAAAGAAAGCUCAUUCGUCUUCUGUAAAGGCUACAACCCUCCUUCCUAGGGACUGAAACCUUCAGCCACGGGAGUUUUUUGGAAGAUAUGCGGCCUGGAGGAAUCAUCUUUGGAGCUAAUUCACGCGUCUUGUAUCUGGACAUAACGCGGUUAAUUUCCUCGGCUGAAGGCUGAAAUUUGUUGUUUAUUUCGAUUAUGCUUCAAGAAUCAUACUUCUCAAGCACUUGUAUUGAAGAUUCGUUUAUGUUGUAAUUGUGAUGGUUAUUCGCUUAUGCUGAGAAUAAUGGAUUAGCUUACUAGUUUUUUCCCA